This is a messenger RNA of Lycium barbarum (goji berry), 1179 nucleotides long. RefSeq lists its product as uncharacterized. The transcript is spliced from 6 exons. The record is from RefSeq and is a predicted model, not a curated record. Bases 1 to 1179 code for a protein of 392 amino acids. NCBI's taxonomy places the organism in Eukaryota, Viridiplantae, Streptophyta, Magnoliopsida, Solanales, Solanaceae.
AUGAGUGUAACACUACAAGCUUCAGAUUCUCAAAGAAAUGGUAAUAUACAGACAAACACAUCAAAUACGAACAAUGGAACAAGUACUAGAACAACAAAUGCUAUUUUUCCAGAAAUUGAUCACAAUCAUCCGCUAUAUCUACUGUCUACUGAUACUCAAGGUAGUUCCUUGAUCUCACUUCAGCUUACAGGUUCUGAAAACUAUGCUUUGUGGAGUCGAUCUAUGAGAAUUGGUUUGCUAGGUAAAAGUAAACUAGGUUUUGUAGAUGGUCGAUAUCCUAAAUGUAGUUUCUCGUCUGAGUAUCAUGAUUUGUGGGAAAAGUGUAAUGCAGUAGUGUUAUCAUGGAUUAUGAGUGUUGUAAGACCUAGAUUGUUAGGAAGUGUUGUGUAUGCGAGUGAUGCUCAUAAGGGAAUUAUAUCAGUUUCAAAUUAUUUCUCUAAGUUGACAGAUUUGUGGAAUGAAUUUGAUGCUAUUAUGCCUUGUCCUAGUUGUCCUUGCCUAAAAUCAAGGAAAUUCCUUGAACAGUUUGAGUACCAGAGACUUCUGCAAUUUCUGAUGGGACUAAAUGAGUCCUAUUCAAAAGCUAGAGGAUCUAGUCUGAUUGAAGGCACAACCUUAUACAAUCUUAAAGGAAGUGGAAAUAAUUCAAAUAGAGGUUCAAGAGGUGGACACUGUGAUAAUCAUAGAAAUGGAGGUAGUAAUCCAGGUGGUGGACCAGCAGGUCACUAUGGAAAUCAUAUGAAUCCUACCAAAUCUCAGAAGCAGUUUAUCAUUUGUGAAGUUUGUGGUUAUAAAGGACACUCCAAGGAUCAGUGCUUCAAGGACCAGUACAAACAAAUCCUACAGUUGCUGUCAAAGGGCAGUGAGAAUGCAACCACUGAAGUUUCAGCUAAAGCAGAUACAUGUGUAGUGUUGAAGCAGUUUAUUACUCAAGUCAGGAAUAUGUUCUCAACUACUGUUAAGACUCUUAGAACAGAUAAUAGUGCUGAGGCUACUUGGUUGAUUGGGUUGUUCAAGGAACUGGGAGCUCAAGUGGAUGAACCAGUCAAGAUGUUUUGUGAUAGCAAAGUUGCUAUACAAAUUGCAACUAAUCCAAUAUUCCAUGAAAGAACCAAGCAUAUUAACAUUGAUUGUCACUUUGUUAGAGAAAAACAUUUGCCAAGGAAUGCUCAAAACUGA